UUCAUAGCUUUGCUAACUUCACUGGAGUGCAGCGUGUUGAUGUAGGAGAGGAUCUCGGAGAAACAAGUUUUUCGCGUGGCGGACACUCAAACUCGAGCGGAAAACAGAGAAAAUGGACAUGAACAAGAGGGUUUCGUUAGAGCUGAGGCACCGGUCGCCAUCAGAGGUCCAUGAGCUGGUUCUGGACAACUGCCGCUCCGGCGACGGGAAGAUGGAGGGGAUCACGGAGGAGUUCUCCAACCUGGAGGUGCUCAGCCUCAUCAACGUGGGUCUGACCAGUAUGGCGGGAAUCCCCAAACUGGACAAACUGAAAAAGCUGGAGCUGAGCGACAACAGGAUAUCGGGAGGGUUGGAGGUUCUGGCGGAGCGGCUGGUCAACCUGACGCACCUCAACCUGAGCGGGAACAAGUUCAAAGACAUCAGCACGCUGGAGCCGCUGAAAAAGCUGCCUCAGCUGAAAAGUCUGGACCUGUUCAACUGCGAGGUCACCAACCUGGCCGACUACAGGGACUCCAUCUUCAAGCUCCUCCCCCAGCUCACCUACCUGGACGGCUACGACGUCAACGACCGCGAGGCGUCCGACUCUGAAGGCGAGGGAGACGGCGUCGACGAUGAGGGCGAAGAAGAGGGGGAGUCGGAAGACUUUGAGGAUGAGGAGGAGGAGGACGAGGAAGAUGUGGUGGCUGAGGAUGAUGAUGAAGAUGACGACAGCGCAGACGAUGAGGACGGAGAGGUCAACGGAGAUGUGGACAGCGAGGACGAAGACGAGGAUGAGGAGGACGAGGAUGAGGAUGAUGAAGACUCGUCUCCCGUCAAAGGAGAGAAGAGAAAGAGAGACCCUGAAGACGAGGAUGAAGAGGAGGACUGAGCUCCACUGGACGCCCACCUGACCUCUGACCCCACCCCCCUCUGGGCUGCAUCCCGUCCCCCAGCGCCCCCCCUCACACCUGAACCGAAAAACAUUUCAAUCUUUUUUUUUUUACAAACAUUUAACUAAAAAGAACAAAAAAUUAAGACCAAAACGUGACUUUUUUUGUUUGGUAACUAUAGAAAUUCCCAAUUUUUUUUUUUUUUUUCAUCUUGAUGAAGCAAACAUGAAAUUUCGGAUCAAACUUGAACGCCGCGUCGCCUCAGAACCUUUGGAAUCAGAGAAAAACGUUGAAACUUCCCAUCUUUUUCUAGUGUUCCCUUUGUUAUCGGCACAGAUGACGUCAUCUUUCCGGAUGUUUUUUUGUUUUUGUGCGGUCCAGGUGCGUCUCCCUCCCCUCCCCCCCUCCCCCGCAGCCGUGCGCUCAGGGCAAACUCUGUUCUCUUUGCCAGCAGAGCUUUUUAACGUUUUCCUGUUUGUCUGUUUUCUUGCAGAGGUUAUUUUUGUUCAGGUUCAUUUGUCUGGAGACUCCGCCCCCCUCCCCCUAUCUUUUCUUGUCCCCCCACGCCUUGAUUUCUUCAACCUCCAGUUAUUUUGUUCACACUGACUUACUUGUUUUUUUUUUUUUUUUUUUACUUUCUGUAAGUUAAAUAAAAACAUGCGAAAAAGGACUUUGUAAAUAAAAUCUUAACAUUUUGCUUC
Oryzias latipes (Japanese medaka) is the source of this 1570-nucleotide messenger RNA. RefSeq names its product acidic leucine-rich nuclear phosphoprotein 32 family member D. The record is from RefSeq and is a predicted model, not a curated record. Gene Ontology annotation, cellular component: nucleus. Gene Ontology annotation, biological process: regulation of apoptotic process. Gene Ontology annotation, molecular function: histone binding. NCBI's taxonomy places the organism in Eukaryota, Metazoa, Chordata, Actinopteri, Beloniformes, Adrianichthyidae.